AGCGGGCCCGCCGCUCCACGGAGCCCGCCGCCCGCCGCUCCCCUGGGGGCGACCGCCCCCGCCGCGACGCCGCCUCAGGGCGGCCGCGCCACGACGCCGCCGACGCCAACGAAAGGCGGCGCCGUGUCGCCGUCGGCCGCUUCGGCGACCCCCACGGCAGUCACGCCUACGGGCGGCAAGGCCUGUACACCGGGGGGCAGCACGAGGAGCCACAGCCCGGUCCAUGUGGAGGUCAGCCGGGACCUCUCCGAGGCCACGCCGCAGGACCGGCACUCUCUGCGGCCGCCGGUCCGGCCCGCUCGCUGCGCUCUCGAGCGUCACAGGGGGGCCCCUGCCCUGAAGGCCUCCUGAAGGGGCGAGGCAGAGGAGG
Molecule: messenger RNA, 370 nt
Organism: Prorocentrum cordatum
Lineage: Eukaryota; Dinophyceae; Prorocentrales; Prorocentraceae
Source: the annotation of a GenBank genome assembly